This is a messenger RNA of Oreochromis aureus, 1410 nucleotides long. RefSeq lists its product as uncharacterized. Gene Ontology annotation, biological process: response to bacterium. Lineage: Eukaryota; Metazoa; Chordata; Actinopteri; Cichliformes; Cichlidae. Bases 128 to 1153 code for a protein of 341 amino acids. The transcript has 6 exons. The record is from RefSeq and is a predicted model, not a curated record.
GAAGUGCAUUUUCUGUGCUUCAGCCAAUCACUGUGAUUUCCACUUGGUAAACCUUGAUCAGCUUGUGACUAAAUCUUCCUUUGAGUGGGAAGACAUCAGUUGUGCGAGAGAAGGCUAAGGUACCACAAUGAUCAGAAGACUGCUUUCUUUGAUUCUUCUAAGUACAUUGUCUUUGACCGAAGGGAAUGAGGGUCCUUUCCAGACUUCUAUAACUGUGACUAAACUUGGAGAUAAUGUGACUCUGACAUGUAGUAUCCCUAGGGAUGAUGUUGGGUUGUCUUACUGGUAUAAGCUGAAUUUUGGAUACAUGAUUGAAACAAUUGCCUCAGGAAGUUUUGACAAAAUAUCACGUAAGGGACAAUUUAACAACUCAAAAUUCAGUGCCACAAAAGUGGGUAAUAUCUAUUCUCUUACCAUAAGAAAUGCAAGCAAAGAAGAUGAAGCAACAUACUUAUGCCAAGGAGGAACGGCAUACGUAAUGGAAUUUUUUAAUAGCACGCUUUUAGUAGUGAAUGAUACAAAAACGCAGCAGAAAUCUUUCACCGUGAAACAAACUUCAGACGUGGAGUCAGUACAUUUGGGAGAUACAAUGACUCUGCAGUGUUCACUCCUCUCUGAGAACAAAGAUGACACAGAUCAGUGUCCAGGUGAAGACAAAGUGCACUGGUUUAAAGGUGCAUCAGAAUCCCAUCCAGGCAGCAUUUACCACGGCAGUAUCAGAAAUAAAGAGGACGGGAAAUGUGAUUACAGUCUGUCCAAAACUAUAACAAACUCAUCUGAUGCUGGGACGUACUACUGUGCUGUGGUGACAUGUGGACAGAUCCUGUUUGGUAAAGGAACAGAAGUGAAGAUAGAGGGGUUCCCGCUGGUUACUGUGCUUGUGAUACUGCUGACCUGCUCUGUGGUUGGGAAUAUUGCACUGAUUCUCAUCAGAAAACAAAAACCAGAUUGGAAACACAGCAGAGGAAAAGUUACAGCCUCCAAUCAAUCUCCAGUCAGUCAACAGGAGAGAUCGACUGUGGCUCAACUGAAUAAUGUGGAGGGUGAAGAAGUGGGAGUGAACUAUGCGGCACUUGAUUUUCCCUCAAGAACAGCUAAAAGAUGGAAGAAUAACAGGGAGCUACCGGAUGACACACCAUGUACUCUGGAAUGAGAGACUACUAGUAAAUCUCUCUCCCCUUUGAAGAAUGAAUAUAUAUAUAUAUAUAUAUAUAUAUAUACAUAUAUGUGUGUGUGUGUGUGUGUGUGUGUGUGUGUGUGUGUGUGUGUGUGUGUGUGUGUAUAUAUAUAUAUAUAUAUAUAUAUAUAUAUAUAUAUAUAUAUAUAUAUAUAUAUAUAUAUAUAUAUAUAUAUAUAUAUAUAUAUUGCAUAUUUACUGUGUUAAUAUUAUAUGCAUGCAAUAUUGAUUAA